AUCCAAGCUGAGAGUACUUUGAACUCGAACUGGUUAGCUAGCUAGGGAGCCACUCGAACGAUCGCGAGCAGCGGCGGAGGCGGCAUUACCGGGCUCGGGAGCGUGGUGCGGGAUGGCGGGCCGGGAGCAGGAUGGCGACGGCGGGGAGGCGGCGGGAGGCUCGUCGGUGCUGUCCGGGGAGUACCAGGCGCAGGAGAUGUCGACGAUGGUGUCGGCGCUCGCGAGGGUCGUGUCCGGCGGCGACGGCGGCUGGGCCGACGACGGCUGGGAGGGCCACCCGGCAAUGGGGGGCUACGUGCAUGCGCAGGGAGGCUGCUAUCCCGCCGCGCCGACACCGGAUCAGCUCGCAGCAGGACAGGAGCGGCGGAGCCCGGACGUGCAGCAGAGCGCAGCCAUGGGGGAGCAGUACCCGCACACGUACGGCGGCGAGCCGGCGGCCGCCCCGGAGCAGGCGAGCGCGCCGGAGCGGCGGUACCGCGGCGUGAGGCAGCGGCCGUGGGGCAAGUGGGCCGCGGAGAUCCGCGACCCGCACAAGGCCGCCCGCGUGUGGCUCGGCACCUUCGAGACCGCCGAGGCCGCCGCGCGCGCCUACGACGAGGCCGCGCUCCGCUUCCGCGGCAGCCGCGCCAAGCUCAACUUCCCCGAGGACGCGCGCCUCACCGCCCCGGCGGCACCCACCACCGCGAGCGCGGCGCCGACGGUGGCCUCCUCGGCGGCCGCCUACCCCGCCGGCGCCGUCUCCGACUACUUGCAGUACCAGAUGCUUCUGCGCGCUGGAGGUGGCGGGUUCCCGCCGUACUACGGCGGCGGCGGCGGUUCCUCCUCGGGGUCCUACUCGUUCCCGGAGUCCUCUGUGACGGUGGCAUCCGUGCCGUCCUCUGCGUCCUCUGCUUCGGGUUACGGCGGCGCGGCGGCGGAGCACGGCGACGCGGCGCAGUGGGCGUGGCCCGCGGAGACUGCAUGGACCUACCCGGCGACCACGGGCUCGUGGUCCGGUUCGAGCCAGUAUCCGCCGCCACCUCAAUAGUGGUCGUUUCUUGUUUACUUUUCUCCUUCAAGAAAAAGAGUCCCUGUAACACUGGGAAAGCUAGCUCAGACGUGCGCCGAUGGUGUGAUGCCGUGCCGUUCAACGCUUGAACAUGCGCGCGUGCUGGAAGCCAGAGCACGCCACCCCACAGCACUGUAAUGUUCAUGUUCGUUCUUUCGCUUUGUUGAUGUUGAAAAUCAAGUUUCAUUUUCUUUUUAAAUGAAAACGAAGGAAGGUUUGGUUUUAGACCAACAUCUCCUCGCGUUUUGUCGCUGCAAUGAUCUGAUAAUAUCCUGGCAUAGACCUCUUUCAAAGGAAAAUAAAGAAAGGUUAUUCACAGUUGCAGAAA
Triticum urartu is the source of this 1376-nucleotide messenger RNA. RefSeq lists its product as uncharacterized. The record is from RefSeq and is a predicted model, not a curated record. NCBI's taxonomy places the organism in Eukaryota, Viridiplantae, Streptophyta, Magnoliopsida, Poales, Poaceae. Gene Ontology annotation, molecular function: DNA binding; DNA-binding transcription factor activity. Gene Ontology annotation, biological process: regulation of DNA-templated transcription; ethylene-activated signaling pathway.